AUGGCGAUUUGUAGUUCACUUCAUCUUUCUACUACCCUGCAAGCCUUAUUAAUCUUUGUUGUGCUUGCAGUACUCUUACGUGAUGUUCAUGGGCGACACCACUGUGAUACUUUCUCCUGUGGACAUCUCCAUAAUAUAUCACAUCCUUUCCGCCGGCAAGGGGAUCCACAUGGGUGCGGUGUUCAAUCAUAUGAGCUGGUUUGCACCGAGAACAAGCCCAAAAUUCAGAUCAACACAGCGACAUAUUUUGUCACUGAGAUCAACUACACCGAUUCGUCCUUCCGGGUCGUUGAUGUCAACUUGGACAUGAACAGCAGCUGCCCUCUUCCUCGCUGGGAUGAGCUUCCUUAUUUCAACGGGAUCCAAAGGUCAGACAAAGACCAGAGCUGGGAAUUGCUCCCUAUGUAUACAGACACAGUGGGUAGCUUUGUGAAUUGCUCGCAGGCGGUGUCACUAACAAAUGAAUUUUAUCAGUAUUCGUACACAUCGGUCCCUUGCCUGAGCAACAACCACUCUUUUGUUUAUAUAGUGACUGAUACUGUGCCUAUUGAAUACUUAGCGCCUUCUUGCGGGUACCUGGCCAUGUUUCUUUUGAGUGAUCCGGGUCCUGGUAACUACUACAAUUUCAGCCAUUAUGCAGAUUUUGUAAAACACCUGAGGCUUGGAUUCUCUGUUCGAUUCCCUCUGCUGGAUCCUCCAAUGAGCAUUAUUGGGCGAAUCAACUUCUGCCUCAACGAGUCGUUUCGCGACCGAAAUCAUGUUACAGGCAACAACAUCAAGAGUUGGACCAUGGACAUCCUUCUUAUGGACUUCAGUUUCUGGGCAUGCAUAUUUGGUGUAAAUUUAAAUAGUAACAAUAUGCUUCUGUACAUGAGGGUCAUGAUUCAUGAUGAUCAAUCAUUUCAUCAUGUUCUGCCCCCAGUAUUUGCUCUGGUGAUUGCGAAGUGGAUUGCUGUACUUUGCAGGAUCCUGCUAGCGCCCCUAGCAGUAUUGAUGUUCCUUGCCCAAAAGUACUGGAAAACAAGGAUCACAAUUGAUGCGGUUGAAAAGUUCCUCCAGAUGCAACAAAUGAUCGGGCCGACGAGGUACGCCUACACAGACAUCGUUGCAUUGACAAGCCACUUCAGAGACAAGCUGGGCCAAGGUGGUUAUGGCUCCGUCUUCAAGGGCGUGCUACUCCCAGGCAAUGUCAAUAUCGCUGUCAAGAUGCUUGAGGGCAGCUCCAACUGCAACGGAGAAGACUUCAUCAGUGAGGUCUCCACCAUCGGCAGGAUCCACCAUGUCAAUGUGGUCCGUCUCGUGGGGUUCUGCUCAGAGGAAAUGAGAAGGGCUCUUGUUUACGAAUACAUGCCUCGAGGUUCUCUUGACAAGUACAUCUUUUCAGCCCAGAAGAGUUUUUCUUGGGACAAGCUCAAUGAGAUUGCUUUGGGCACUGCCCGAGGGAUCAACUACCUGCAUCAGGGGUGCGAAAUGCAGAUUCUGCACUUCGACAUCAAGCCACACAACAUCCUUCUUGACAACAAUUUUGUCCCAAAAGUUGCUGAUUUUGGACUUGCCAAACUGUACCCAAGGGACAACAGUUUUGUGCCAUCUAAUGCCUUACGUGGGACUGUUGGGUACAUAGCUCCUGAGAUGAUAUCUCGGAGCUUUGGUACCAUAUCAAGCAAGUCUGAUGUUUACAGCUUCGGGAUGCUGCUUCUGGAGAUGGCCGGAGGAAGAAGGAACGCUGAUCCAAAUGCCGCGAACUCAAGCCAGUCUUAUUACCCAUCAUGGGUGUAUGACAAACUAACUGCACAAGAGGCGGAUGCUAUAUCUCUGGUUGCUGACAUGCAUGAGUUGGAGAGAAAGCUGUGCAUUGUUGGAUUAUGGUGCAUUCAGAUGAAGUCUCAUGACAGGCCGACAAUGAGCGAGGUCAUAGAGAUGCUGGAAGGUGGCUUCGAUGGCCUGCAAAUGCCUUCCAGGCCAUUCUUCUGCGACGACGAACACACCGCCGUUCCGGAUUCAUACCCUUUGCUAUCCGAGCUGACCGAGAUCUCAGCGGAGGAUGAGAUCUCGGAUUCUUAUGUUUCCCGGGUCCUGUGA
Molecule: messenger RNA, 2082 nt
Organism: Triticum turgidum subsp. durum (durum wheat)
Lineage: Eukaryota; Viridiplantae; Streptophyta; Magnoliopsida; Poales; Poaceae
Source: the annotation of a GenBank genome assembly